This is a messenger RNA of Manihot esculenta (cassava), 875 nucleotides long. RefSeq names its product tropinone reductase homolog. The transcript is spliced from 5 exons. Gene Ontology annotation, molecular function: oxidoreductase activity. Lineage: Eukaryota; Viridiplantae; Streptophyta; Magnoliopsida; Malpighiales; Euphorbiaceae. Bases 51 to 875 code for a protein of 274 amino acids. The record is from RefSeq and is a predicted model, not a curated record.
AGUUAGAUAAGCGCAUUAAAGCAGAAAGGUAAAAAAAAACGAGAGAAGCCAUGGCAGGAGCAGAGCUGAAUCGCAGGGAAAGUAGAUGGUCUCUCAAGGGAAUGACUGCCCUUGUCACCGGAGGAACCAAAGGCAUAGGGCAUGCUAUAGUAGAGGAACUAGCAGGUUUUGGAGUAGCAGUGCACACGUGUUCACGCAACCUAAAAGAGCUUGAUCGAUGUUUACAGGAAUGGAAACACAAAGGUUUCAGCGUCACUGGUUCCGUAAGCGACAUGUUUCAUCCAGACCAAAGAGAGAAACUCAUGCAGAUUGUCUCUUCUAUCUUCGAUGGCAAAAUCGACAUUCUUGUGAAUAACGUUGGGACAUCAAUAGCUAGCGAAACACUGGAGCAAAGGGCUGAAGAUAUCUCCAUCGUAAUGGGUAGCAAUUUUGAGGCAACUUAUCAUCUCUGUCAACUUUCACACCCUCUGUUAAAGGAAUCAGGAAAUGGAAGUAUUAUCAAUAUUUCUUCCAUUACAAGCGUUGCUGCUACUCCUCUAUCUGCAAUCUAUGCUGCUUCUAAGGGAGUAAUAAAUCAAAUCACAAAAAACUUGGCAUGCGAAUGGGCAAAGGAUAUGAUUCGGGUUAAUGCAAUUUCACCAGGGCUAAUAGAUAUCUCAAUGAUCCACGCUAUAAAGGCAAAUCCUGAACUAGAUGAUUAUUUAUAUCGAUUUAUUUGUAAAAUACCCAUGGCUCGCCCUGGAAACCCUAAUGACAUUUCAUCAGUGGUGGCUUUCCUUUGCUUCCCGGCUGCUUCCUAUAUUACUGGUCAGGUUAUUGUUGUUGAUGGAGGAUUUACUAUCAAUGGAUUUUGCCUUCCAAAUAAUAAAAAUUAG